Molecule: messenger RNA, 3105 nt
Organism: Somion occarium
Lineage: Eukaryota; Fungi; Basidiomycota; Agaricomycetes; Polyporales; Cerrenaceae
Source: the annotation of a GenBank genome assembly
GACUUGUAUACCUCGCUGACAGUCUCUUUCUUCCCGAGGAACGGUGCUUUUAACAUGCCUCCAUCAGGCAUUCCUGCAAAAAGGGCUCUGCCCCCCAAAGAGUCUUCGCUUUUCAAAGAGGUUCUCAACUUAUACGAGUCGAAGCAACUCAAGAAAGGUCUCAAAACAGCGGACUUGAUCCUCAAGAAGUAUCCUGAACAUGGAGAGACUCUUUGUAUGAAGGGUCUGAUUUUGACCCACAUGGGUCGCCGAGAAGAAGGCCUUGAACUCGUAAAGAAAGGCGUUCGUCUGGACCUGACUUCCCAUAUCUGCUGGCACGUCUUCGGUCUGAUACAGAAGGGCGAAAAGAACUAUGAGGAAGCUCUCAAGUCGUAUACUCAGGCCUUGCGAUUCGACAAGGAAAAUUUGAAUAUUCUACGGGACGCUGCUCAUCUUCAAACUCAACUUCGCCACUUUGACGGUCUUGUAGAGACUCGACAUACCCUGUUGCGUCUUAGACCUAACCUUCGGCAAAAUUGGAUCGGACUCGCGGUUGCAUAUCAUCUAAACGGUAACCUAACAGAGACUAAGAAAGUCGUAGAGCACUAUGAACGAACCCUGAAGAACGUUCCAGAUUACGACGUAGAACACUCCGAGGUUCUUUUGUACCAUGUCCGGGUCCUGGAAGAGCUCGGAGAGCUCGCCGAAGCACUCAACCUACUGGAUGUGAACGCGAAAUCUAGAGCUAUCAUAGACCGCACUGCUAUAAUGGAAUACAGAGCUCGAAUAUUGUCGAAGAUGAAGAAUGUCGAGGAUGCUGAGCACACAUGGCAAGCCCUCAUCCAGCAGAACCCGGACAACUACGAUUAUUUCAAGGGCUAUUUCUCAAACCAGGGAUUGGAUCUUUUUCAGGUGACUGAAGAGACUCGUGACAAAGCGCUGCAAAUCCUUCGCGAGUUCUCAACACAGCUUCCACGAGCCGCUGCACCUCGCCGACUGGCGCUUGGUGUUGCGACAGGGGACGAGUUCAAGCAACUCGCAGAAGCGUAUCUCAUUUCCGCACUUGAGAAGGGUAUUCCGUCCCUCUUCACUGAUAUCAAAGCGCUCUACAAAGAACCCUCCAAGCAGGAAUCAAUCCAGGGCAUUGUCGAAUCUCAUCGCGAAAGGCUGUCCUCCCCGUCCCCUCCCUCUCCAUCAUCCGAAUCCGAACCUCCAACGACGUACCUCUGGACUCUCUACUUCCUCGCUCAGCAUUAUUCAUUCAUUGGCCAACAUAUCAAUUCAUUGGCACUGCUUGAGACAGCACUCAAGCACACUCCAACUUUGCCUGAAUUAUUCAUGUUCAGAGCACGAGUGCUUAAGAGGCUUGGAGAUCCUUUUGGUGCUGCACGAUGCAUGGACGAAGCUAGGCUCUUAGAUUUGCAAGAUCGAUUCUUGAAUACGAAAGUUGGGAAAUACAGGCUACGAGCGGGUAUGGAGGAGGAAGCUCAGGAAGUGCUCGGGCUUUUCACUAAAAAAGAUGCGUCUAGUCCUGGGGCGGACCUUGAAGAUAUGCAAUCCCUACUGUUCCUCACUGAAGAUGCUUCAUGUCAUCAUCGGAAUGGGAACUUGGGUAUGGCUCUGAAGAGAUACCACAGUGUUCAAAAGGUUUUCAACGAAGUUGAGGAUGACCAAUACGACUUCCACGGAUAUUCCCUACGCAGGUUCACCAUCAAUGUUUACCUGGAGAUGAUUCCUUGGGCUGACAGAUUGCGAUCUCAUGUCGCUUACGUGCAGUCUGCCAUUGCAGCUUCGCAGAUAUACGUCAGGCUGCACGAUGAUCCAUCAAUAGCUACAAAGUCUUCAGCUGACAACUUGACUGACGCUGAGAAGAAGGCGAAGAAAAAGGCGAAGAAAGCUGCUCAAAAGGUGCAAGAGGAGGCAAAGAAAGGCCAUCCUCAAACUAGCGCGACUGAAGACAAAGGUUUGGAACCCGGACCAGCUAAAGAUGAUGAUCCUGAUGGUUCCAAGCUAUUGAAGUCGACUGACCCACUGGACCGCGCGUGGAAGUUCCUCAGCCCGCUGGCGAUUCUUGAGCUGGAUGAUGUGGAGGCUUGGAUAGCGAUUUAUGAUGUCGCUGUACGACGGAAAAAGUUCCUGCAAGCAGUCCGGGCUCUGAACCGUGUUCACUCGUUAGACCCUGAGAACUCAGAGCUGCAUGUCCGACUAGUGCACCUGCGACACAUAGUUUUGUCGCUACCACAACCUCCACCUGAACCCAUCGGACCUGUAUUGGCAGAAGCACUGGACAAACUACUCUCUCCCGAGGUGUCCCUCGAAACUUACAACUCGCAGUAUUUGCAGCAGCAUUCGACAUCAGCUCGUUCUAUUCUCGCGUCAGCAAAGGUCUUGCAUCUAUUAGGUGCCACGCCUGCCGAGGAGAUCGACAAUACUAUCUUCAAUAUUUUCAAUCCUGAGGUGCAAGUAGAUAUUGAGGCUGCUCUCGACGUUGUCGCCUUCCUGAGGUCGAUCCGAUCGGCAAGAGUAGGAGAGUUCCGCGCAGCCUGCGACAAGAAAUUCGAGCUCUCCACAGUAUUCAAAGCACCUGCAGAGCUCAUAUCUCUUCGACGAAAAGCCAUCGCCACUAUUGAGGACGUAGAGAAGGCUAACGGGGAGAAGACAGAAGUCGUAACUUGAUACUAUCAAUAUACACGACAUGCGCUGUCUAGAGAAGCUUGCUAUAUUAUACAACAUGAAUGGUAAUGUACCGAUGCAGGAGGCCAAGUCCGGUGAUGAACAGUUCACAUGAUUUCUGAACGGCAUAGAGGACAGGUAGGCGAAUGGCUUGAGCUGAACCACUGCAUAUGAAAAAGUUGAGUACUGGGACAGCGAUCUAUCUUUAAGACAUCUUACCUUGUAUAGGCACCCAGCAUGGAACCGAUUUUUGCAUGUCUUGCAAGGCUUCUUAGGGAGACUGCCGUCCAUAGCGCUGAUAACACUGUACGCCAAUGAGUGAGACAACUUGAACAAGAAAUCCAGCACCAGUACUUACGAGUAGCAAAUUGCACAUUCUGAUUGGCCCUCGAAGUGAGAAGUAACAUUCUUCUUGAAGAAGCUGAUGCCGUCAAUGAUACUCCCGCUCUGUGU